GGAGGCAAAAAGAAGACGUUUCCCUCCUCUUGCAAUCCUAGCCGUCCAGUAGGAACGCAGGGUUAGUCGAGAGGAGAUAAAAGAGGCUUGAAGCAUACUCUCCAUCGCUGCGAUUUGCAGAGACCCGACACCAUGAACUCGCUCUCCAUUUCAACUCCUUUCACACCCCGCUCUCUGCUAUCGUCAACAGCUCCCACACCCCUUAAACUGCGCACCUCUCUCCAUAAAUCCCCUCGUCUCCCAAUCCAAGCCUAUAUCUCGUUGUCCUCCACCACGAGGUCACGCGACUCCCUCCCAAAAUCCCUGAUCGAUGCUGGGAAUCUAGGGUUAGGGUUUGAGCUCGAUCCCUGCCCUUCGUUCUACUCGCCUUCGUACUCCGCUCCUCCGGCGCCAUCGACUGCCGCGAGAGGCGCGGAAUCCGAUGUCAUGGGGCUGUUGCUGAGGGAGCGGAUUGUGUUCUUGGGAAGCAGCAUUGACGAUUUCGUCGCGGACGCGAUUAUAAGCCAGCUGCUGCUUUUGGAUGCUCAGGACCCCACCAAGGACAUCAGGCUCUUCAUCAAUUCGCCUGGCGGGUCACUGAGUGCCACUAUGGCUAUUUAUGAUGUGGUUCAGCUUGUGAGGGCGGAUGUUUCCACCGUUGCUCUUGGGAUUGCAGCAUCUACAUCUUCUAUCAUCCUUGGCAGCGGCACCAAAGGUAAACGGCUUGCAAUGCCCAACACUAGGAUAAUGCUUCAUCAACCUCUUGGAGGUGCCAGUGGGCAAGCAAUAGAUGUGGAAAUUCAGGCCAGAGAGAUCAUGCACAACAAGAAUAACGUCACUAGAAUCAUCUCUAGUUUCACUGGCCGACCGUUUGAACAAGUCCAGAAGGAUAUCGACAGAGACCGUUACAUGUCUCCGAUUGAAGCUGUUGAGUAUGGCAUCAUUGACGGAGUUAUCGAUCAGGAUUCCAUCAUCCCUCUCAUGCCUGUGCCGGAGAAAGUAAAACCCAAACUGAAUUACGAGGAGAUAAGUAAAGAUCCGAGGAAAUUCUUGACGCCAGAAAUUCCUGAUGAUGAGAUAUAUUAGCUGGCAGGAAAUAGUAAGCCGGGUAAGGCUUUUUCCAAAGUCUUUCUUUUACAUUGUCAUUGCCGAAAUAGCUGGAAAUGGGAUCGUGAUCUUGAUUGCCUUGUACAACGUAACUUUUUUAGUGAUUAAAAACUCCCCACAUCAAAUUCUAACUGUUA
Magnolia sinica is the source of this 1223-nucleotide messenger RNA. Its product is annotated as ATP-dependent Clp protease proteolytic subunit 4, chloroplastic. Gene Ontology annotation, cellular component: endopeptidase Clp complex. The transcript has 2 exons. Gene Ontology annotation, molecular function: ATPase binding; ATP-dependent peptidase activity; serine-type endopeptidase activity. NCBI's taxonomy places the organism in Eukaryota, Viridiplantae, Streptophyta, Magnoliopsida, Magnoliales, Magnoliaceae. The record is from RefSeq and is a predicted model, not a curated record. Bases 133 to 1065 code for a protein of 310 amino acids. Gene Ontology annotation, biological process: protein quality control for misfolded or incompletely synthesized proteins.